UGUCAAUCAAAUCGUCCCGCGAGAAGGCUUAUUAUCGGUCGUAAAAAAACGUAGCAACGUGAUGCCAAAACAGCAAUUUUGUGAGCUGAUACGAACGACGAACCCUGAACAACGUGAGCUGAUUCAUGAGGUCAUACAUCGUUUACAUGGCUGUGGAGAUGAGGUCGUCGUCACACUACAAGUUUUCUUCACAGGACCGGCCGGCUGUGGGAAAACUUAUUCAGAUAAGUGCCUGAUGGAGACGUACAAUCGUUACACACAGGAACACAACUCACUGAACAACGCAUACGUUGCUUGUGCAAGCACAGGCAAAGCAGCUGUCCCUAUUGGCGGAACGACAGUUCACUCAGCGUUUCGUCUCACAAAUUCUCGAGUGACAAAUCUUCUUUCUGCUGAGAACUUGCAAGCCUACAGAAACAUGUUUGUCGGCGUGAAAGUUGUUUUCAUUGAUGAAAUCAGCAUAUUGAGUGCAGCUAUACUUGGAAAAAUCAAUUAUCGACUACAGCAGAUUACCGGUAUUUACGAUCAACCAUUCGGAGGCAUUCACAUGAUCUUAUGCGGCGAUUUCAGACAGCUGCCACCUGUGCGCGCUAGUCCGUGUUACACAGUACCACACAACCAACUCGGAGGACCUGUACUCUGGCAAAGCAUCAACUACUUCCCAUUAGUCCGUGUUGUCCGACAAACUGACGAGCUGUUUUCGACGAUUCUCACCAAAAUUGGAGAUGGACUCAAACUAAGUGUCAAUAAUAUCGCACUUAUUGAGUCCAGGCACAAAUCUGAAGUCUGGUGCAAAGAGAACGUACCCGACGCUGUCAGAUUGUAUUACAGCAACCAUGAAGUAGAUUCAUACAAUCGAAACGCAAUUCAAAACGCACACAACUGUAUCGCCACUGAUAUUAUGCUUGGGUAUUCCAGCAAUUCUGAAAAGAGCCGGGAGCAAGGGAAACUUCACAAGAUGUCGGUUGCAGAAACCGACGGAUUGCCAUACAUGUUGCCAUUAGCAGUAGGAUAUCAGUACAUGAUUACAUCUAACAUAGACGUCGCCGAUGGAUUGGUAAAUGGGGCUAUUGGAGUUUUGCUAUACAUCGAACGUCAGCCAGCCAAUGCAGAUGACCGUUCUGCUCCAGGAGGACCAUCGACCAGCACAAGUUUGCCGCCAGCUGAAGAUGAAAUCGCCACUCUAUGGUUCCAGUUUGAAGACAAAAAUACGGGUACCAAAGCAAAAAUCAAAUGUCGACCACAUGUGCACAGCAAACCAAACACCUUAUCCGUCGAUUGGGUGCCAGUGCACAAGAGAGUGGUAAACAAUUUCCUUGCGUGCCUGCUUGUGCAAUUACGAUCCACAAGGCCCAGGAUGGGACGUUUACUACAAUUGUUUACAAGUACUCCUCAAAACAACCACAGCAAUUGGUAUAUGUAGCCAUGAGCCGCGUCACAAGUAUCGUCACGGAUUGUACAUCAUAACAGAAAAGGACUCUCCAUUGGUUUUCAAACAUGGCCGAGAUGGAAACGACUCACAGACUACUCGAGAUAUAUAUCGCAAUGAAUACUUACGACUUCGUGGACACAAUUACCAAACAAGCCGUAAAAUUCUGUGACGACGCAACCGACGCUGCGUCGUCACAGAAUUUUACGGCUGUCGAACAUCAACUGUCAAAGUUUAAGUGCCCAUGCCGCGGACAUUGAAACAGAUACAGUGAUACCACGAUCCGACUAUUUAGUAUUGACUGAAACGUGGAUGCGCGACACUUGUGAACCAACUCCAAUCAAGGGUUAUGAGUGCGUAUCCAGGGAAAAUAAUCGAACUAACUCAGAUACCAACGCGGCUGGUGGAGUGGCGAUCUAUCGUAAAUUAUCAUCGACAUCUAAACCGGAAGUGGUCCAAGUUGCGAUUACAGACGUAACUCGUGUCAUUAAAACCAAGGGUGACAUGUGCAUGACUGAAGUUACUUGCUUCGCCGCUAAUACUAGCUUCAAGUUUAUACUCGGCGCUGUAUAUAUUCAUCCAGGAGCUAGUAUGCAGGAUAUUGGAAUGUUACUAUGGCAAGGACUCGGUCCGUACAUUCACAACAGCCAGAUUCUUCUGUGUGGUGAUUUUAACAAAAACGUUUCUUAAUUUCAUGAAAAAUACGUAUAAUCUUGAUUGCGUAUCAAACGUAUCUAAGUCAACUACGUUAAAAGGAACAACUAUGGACUUGACGUUCGCAAGACACAUUACAGCAGAAACACUUCCUUUCAUUUCAUAUUUCUCCUAUCAUCGUCCUAUCCUCAACAAAAUCACUCAAAUAGGAAUUAGUUAAGUUUAAGUUUACAUGUACAAUGUUUUAGUAAACAAAAUAUAUUUCUAUAGUUAAAA
Molecule: messenger RNA, 2359 nt
Organism: Plodia interpunctella (Indianmeal moth)
Lineage: Eukaryota; Metazoa; Arthropoda; Insecta; Lepidoptera; Pyralidae
Product: ATP-dependent DNA helicase PIF1-like
Exons: 1
Coding region: 62-1423 (453 amino acids)
Biological process (GO): DNA repair; telomere maintenance
Molecular function (GO): DNA helicase activity
Source: RefSeq, a predicted model, not a curated record